AGACGACGAGACGCUUCAGUUUGUCUGGAAGUCCGAGAGAAGAUUUAACGACGAAACCGAGCCCAGGCAACGCUCGAGUGGAGGCCACGUGUUUGGAGACAGACCGGGACCAGAACCAGGACCAGAACCAGGAGAUGGACCAGAACCAGGAGAUGAACCAGAACCAGGACCAGGAGAUGGACCAGAACCAGGACCAGGACCAGGAGAUGAACCAGAACCAGGACCAGGAGAUGAACCAGAACCAGGACCAGGACCAGGACCAGAACCAGGACCAGGACCAGGACUCCUCAUCCAGCAGGACUAAAGCUGCUGGUCUGCAGAAACGUAAAGGCAAAGAGAAGCCCACAGGUUACCCGUGUGAUCAGUGUGAGAAAGUCCUCACCACUUCAUCAUCCUUGAAGAGCCAUAAGAGGAUUCACACUGGAGAGAAGCCGUACAAAUGUGAUCAAUGUGGGGCAGCUUUUACUGAAUCGGGUACUUUAAUAGGUCACCAACGUAUUCACACUGGAGAGAAGCCGUACAAAUGUGACCAAUGUGGGGCAGCUUUUACUGAAUCAGGUACUUUAAGAAGUCACCAAUGUAUUCACACUGGAGAGAAGCCAUACAGAUGUGAUCAGUGUGGGGCAGCUUUUACCACAUCAGGUACUUUAAGAAGUCACCAACGUAUUCACACUGGAGAGAAGCCGUACAAAUGUGAUCAGUGUGGGGCAGCUUUUACUAAUUUGGGUACUUUAAGAAGUCACCAACGUGUUCACAGUGGAGAGAAGCCGUACAGAUGUGAUCAGUGUGGGGCAGCUUUUACUGAAUCGGGUCAUUUAAGAAGUCACCAACGCAUUCACAGUGGAGAGAAGCCUUACAGAUGUGAUCAGUGUGGGGCAGCUUUUACUGAAUCGUGUAAUUUAAGAAGUCACCAACGUGUUCACACUGGAGAGAAGCCGUACAAAUGUGAUCAGUGUGGGGUAGCUUUUACCACAUCAGGUAACUUAAGACGUCACCAACGUGUUCACACUGGAGAGAAGCUGUACAGAUGUGAUCAGUGUGGGGCAGCUUUUAUUGAAUCGGUUGCUUUAACGAGGCACCAACGUGUUCACAGUGGAGAGAAGCCGUACAGAUGUGAUCAGUGUGGGGCAGCUUUUACCACAUCAGGUAAUUUAAGAAGUCACCAACGUAUUCACACUGGAGACAAGCCGUACAGAUGUGAUCAGUGUGGGGCAGCUUUUACUCAAUUGGGUACUUUAAGAAGUCACCAACGUGUUCACAGUGGGGAGAAGCUGUACAGAUGUGAUCAGUGUGGGGCAGCUUUUACUAAAUUGGGUAAUUUAAGACGUCACCAACGUGUUCACAGUGGGGAGAAGCCGUACAGAUGUGAUCAGUGUGGGGCAGCUUUUACUCAAUUGGGUAAUUUAAGAAGUCACCAACGUGUUCACAGUGGGGAGAAGCCGUACAGAUGUGAUCAGUGUGGGGCCGCUUUUACUGAAUCGUGUCAUUUAAGAAGUCACCAACUUGUUCACAGUGGGGAGAAGCCGUACAGGUGUGAUCAGUGUGGGGCAGCUUUUACUCAAUCAGGGGCUUUAACGAAUCACCAACGUGUUCAUACUGGAGAGAAGCCGUACAGAUGUGAUCAGUGUGGGGCAGCUUUUACUCAAUCAGGUGCUUUAACGAAGCACCAACGUGUUCACAACGGAGAGAAGCCGUACAUGUGAUCAGUGUGGGGCAGCUUUUUAGUUUAAGAAGUCACAAUUGUAUUCAUAUUGUGUAAAAUGUGUGUAUGAGUUUGUGGCAGCUUUUUCUAGAAGUGUUCAUUAAAAUGGCACAGACAUGUUAGAAAAAAAACAGUGAUAGAAAUGUGUUUAAUCUGUUAUUCUGAGAGAAAGAAAUCUGAAGGUAUAAUUCUAAUAAGUUCAGUUUUAUGUUAGCUUUUUGAAAAUGGUUCUGCUUCUCUUGGCAAAUUAGUAACUUUUUUGUACUAUUUGUAUAUUAUAAAAUACAUUUUUUCACCAGUUUUGUCAUUGUUAAUGGAGAUAUAGAGAGAAAUAAAGUUAUUUGGUUCCGACGAAAUGAGGGCCUUUUUGCCCCCCUAAACGUGCCCCAAAAGUCACCAAAUUUUGAACGCAAGCCAGGCCUGUCGAAACAUUUGAUAUUUCAUGGUUUGCAUUAAUGGGUGUGGCCUAAUGGCUCAACAGCGCCCCCUAGAAAACUUCGUGCCUCAAGCCCCACAAUACGGUUUGACGUAUAUGCACGAAAAUCGGUACACACCUGUAUCAUGUCGCAACUUAAAGAAAAGUCUCUUGGCUAUUGGUGAAAAUUGCACGCGCGAGGGCCCUUUCAUCGCUGCUUGCAGCUUUAGUUAUUUCUUAUUUUAAAUACUUAUUUUUUAAUUAUUUUAUUAUGUACUUUUGUAUUAACUUUUUUUUUUAAUUUUGUUAAGUUUAUUUCAAUGUUUUUACUUUUUCAUAUGUUAACUCCAGUGCUUUUUCCUCAUGAGGAUCUUCCACACCAGGUACUAUGCCUACUUGGCCUGUGGGGUUCUAUCCACAGUGUGUAGAUCUAGUUGAUGUGUUCAUAGGCCUAACAAGUCUAUGAGACGGCUACAGCUAAUUCCGAAUGCAUGCUGCCCGGGUGCUCACCAGAAAUAAAAAAGUGGACCACAUCACUACGUGUCCAGAUCUUUACACGGGCUCCCUGUACCUCAGAGAAUAGACUUUAAAAUAAAACAAAUUUGUUUACAGCUGAAUUAUUUAAACAGAAGUUUUUCUUUGAGGUUCUGUUGCAGAGCUUUCUGGCAUUUUAUAGUUGCUGUGAGCGCUUCGGUCAUUUCCACGGCCAAGUCC
This is a messenger RNA of Cololabis saira (Pacific saury), 2831 nucleotides long. Its product is annotated as zinc finger protein 665-like. Bases 135 to 1703 code for a protein of 522 amino acids. The record is from RefSeq and is a predicted model, not a curated record. Lineage: Eukaryota; Metazoa; Chordata; Actinopteri; Beloniformes; Belonidae. The transcript has 3 exons.